AUGCCUAGUUUCACACCAUUGAGCUUGUUUACAGAAGAAGAGCUCGAUAGAGGUCUAGAGGCAGAGGAUAUGGGUGAGCAAAAUAAUGAUGAUGUUGUGGGUAGGAAUGAUGAAAGAGAAGAGGGCAGGGAUGAUGACAAAGAUGAGGGCAGGGAUAAUGACAGAGAUGAGGGGGUGAUUAGGGAUGAAGUAAGAGAUGAGGCAGUUGAUAUGGAAGCAGAGGUGGAUGAGGGUGAGAGUGAAAGAGAUGAGGGCAGGGAUAAUGACAGAGAUGAGGGGAUGAUUAGUGAUGAUGACUCUAGUGUUUACAGUGGUCAUUUAAGUAAGAGUGAGGUUGAUGAGCAAGAAGUAGAGCAAGUGAUGGUUACUGUAGAGGAUGGGGAGGAGGGUAGAUUUCAGUUGGGGCAGACAUUUGCUGGGGCAAAGGAAGCUAGAGAGGCCAUCAAUUCAUAUGGUGUGAAGUUUGGUUACAAAAUAAAAUUUGUAAAAAAUGAGAAAACUAGGAUAAGGGUCGUAUGUAUGAAUGAGAAAGAGUGUCCCUUUCUCAUGCAUGUGUCCAAGGAUGGUGAUGCUGAGGGUUUGGUGAUUAAGACUCUUAUUCUAGAGCAUACAUGUUGCAAACAGAGGGAGGUACUUAGUGCUAGUCAGGGAUACUUGGCUAAGUAUUUCAAGCAAGCAGUUUGUAGGAACCCAAAAUACACCUCCAAGGACAUGCAAGGUCAUGUGAAAGACCAUCUGAAAUUGCAUGUUAAUUUGGCCAAAUGCAAGAGGGCAAAGAAGAAAAUCAUAUGCAAUUUGGAGGGGAGCUACAAGGAAGAGUUCAGUAGGCUUUGUGCCUACAUUGAGAAGGUCAAGGAGUGUAUGCCAGGAAGUAGGUUAGAGCUCCAGUUAUCUACAGAACAAUUGCAAGCUGGAAAGAGAGUUUUUAAAAGACUCUUUGUCAUGCUUGAGCCGUGUAGAUUGAACUGGUUGAGAGGUUGUAGAAAAUUGAUAUCAUUGGAUGGUUGCCAUUUGAAAGGAGUCACCUUUGGCCGUCUUUUAACAGCAGUUGGAAAUUAUGGCAACGAGGGAAUUGUUCCCAUUGCAUGGGCAGUGGUGAACAAGGAAAACAAAAAUAAUUGGAGAUGGUUCAUGAAUUGGUUGAAGCAGGGGCUGAAAUUAGGUGAGGGAGAUGAGGUGACAAUCAUGUCUGACAUGCAGAAGGUAUGA
This is a messenger RNA of Salvia miltiorrhiza (redroot sage), 1209 nucleotides long. Its product is annotated as U3 small nucleolar RNA-associated protein 25-like. The record is from RefSeq and is a predicted model, not a curated record. NCBI's taxonomy places the organism in Eukaryota, Viridiplantae, Streptophyta, Magnoliopsida, Lamiales, Lamiaceae. The transcript has a single exon. The coding region runs from base 1 to 1209 and encodes 402 amino acids.